This is a messenger RNA of Bufo bufo (common toad), 2297 nucleotides long. RefSeq names its product ubiquitin conjugating enzyme E2 D3 (gene UBE2D3). The record is from RefSeq and is a predicted model, not a curated record. The transcript is spliced from 7 exons. Gene Ontology annotation, molecular function: ubiquitin conjugating enzyme activity. The coding region runs from base 354 to 797 and encodes 147 amino acids. Gene Ontology annotation, cellular component: nucleus. Gene Ontology annotation, biological process: protein K48-linked ubiquitination; ubiquitin-dependent protein catabolic process. Lineage: Eukaryota; Metazoa; Chordata; Amphibia; Anura; Bufonidae.
AAAGGAAGAGAGCGCGCUACAUAGCCGCAGCUCAGCCUGUGACGUAGAGGUGUGCGUGGCCGGGCCAGCCCGAAGGUGGUAGCGACUAGCUGAGGACAGAGCCCUAUUGCGGGGGGAGGGGCGAAUAGAAAGAAAAACAUAGAGACACCCGGUGGGUUAGAUAAUUGAUAUCAGACACCCGCCUUCAUUCGCCCCCUGAGACGUGUGUGGGCGGCUCCGGGUUGUAGCGUGUCCCGGAUAUUGUAGGGGGGGCACCACCACCUCCUCUUCUUUCUCCGCCUCUUCCUCGGCUCUCUCCUCCUCCGCCCAGCUCGCCCGAAUACCCGCCCGGCACCGGCAGCAGCGAGAGCAUCAUGGCGCUGAAGCGGAUCCACAAGGAACUGAAUGAUUUGGCCCGUGAUCCUCCAGCACAAUGUUCUGCAGGCCCAGUUGGAGAUGACAUGUUUCAUUGGCAAGCCACAAUUAUGGGCCCUAAUGACAGUCCAUAUCAAGGCGGUGUUUUUUUCUUGACGAUCCAUUUUCCAACAGACUACCCCUUCAAACCUCCCAAAGUUGCGUUUACAACGAGAAUCUACCAUCCAAAUAUUAACAGCAAUGGCAGCAUUUGUCUUGACAUUCUCAGAUCACAGUGGUCCCCAGCUUUAACUAUUUCUAAGGUUCUUUUGUCAAUUUGUUCACUGUUAUGUGACCCCAACCCAGAUGACCCUCUAGUGCCAGAGAUUGCACGGAUCUACAAAACAGAUAGGGAAAAGUACAACAGAAUAGCCCGGGAAUGGACUCAGAAGUAUGCCAUGUGAUGCUACCUUCAAGUCUAAAUACACCUGCAUUAUAGCUGGAAUAAAAUAAACUUUAAAUUACUGUUUUCCCCUCCCUUUCAGACCUCAUCUACUUACCCCCUCCUAAUUUUUUUUUCUUUUAUUUUGUGCUGCCUCCCUUCAUGCACAUGCUCAUAUGGGAAGACUUUAGCUCAGCAUUGGACAGAAACUGCUCUAGACUGUCAAGUAGUUGCCAGAAUUCAAUUACCCAAGAUCCUUAAUCUUAACAAACUGAGCAUGUGUUAAAACAUGGCCGCCGUCUUCACUGUAACUUGGUUAUGAGAUAAACCCAUCCCUCAUUUCUUACUGAAGUGGUGAAGAUUAGAGCCUUUUGUUUGGGGUAGGGAGGGGAAAGUGUCAGGAAAAAUUAAAUUAAAAAAAAAAGUAAAAUUUAAAUCCUCUUGUCUUAUUGUAGAGUUCAGCAAUGUGGAGUUACUAUGGAUAUUUUGGUCACAACCUCCAGACGUUAAAGAUUUUUUUUUCCCCCCCCAUUUACUUUAUGCUCAUAACUGAUGUUUUGGGUGGAGAAUUGGUGUUGAAAUUUAUAUAGCCACAGAAGUUAUGUAUUUUAUGCAUGUCAAUAAACAUGACAGAUUGAAAUUGGAAGGUGAACCCCCAUUAAAUAACAGAUAGGAUCAAAAGUUUUGUAAUUUUUUUUUCAUUGAUGUUUUUAUUUUAUUAUUUUGUGGAGGCUGAGCUAUUAGUUCAUCUCUCUUCCAAAACACUGUUAAUAUAGCACUGAAUAAAAUGAUUCAAGAGUCGAUGGAUGACUGAUCAACUAAUAGCUCCAUUUUUUUUUUCUUCAAUAAAGUUGCAUAAACCAAUGUGUUAGCUGCCUGAAUUAAUCAUUGUGUUCAACCUUAUUUUCUAUGUAAAUUCAAAAGAUCUGUGUGUAUAUAAAGUUUGGAUUUUGUUCUGUUUGACGUCAAAUAGUGUAAAGAGCAUAAACUUUUUUUUUUUUUUCUCCUCCCUUAUGUUCCUUUUAAAGCUGUUUAUGCACUUGUAUGCCAAAUGAGUCAAUUAUUGCCCAUCCUUGGCACAAAUUCCGGCGUUUUGUAUCGGACUGGUCGUGGGGGAGGGGGUGCCGGUUUAAAGUAACCUGGCUUAGCAGCCUGAACUAUAUUAUGGGCUAAUAAAGUUUUCCUAACUUGUGGAACACUGAGCUUCAGAUAGCCAUCGGUCCCCAUGUAGUGUGAGGUCCACGUGGGCGUAUUCUACACGACCAAAUCCUGCCUGUCUGUAGGCAAUAUGGGUCUCGUCGUGAAGCUUGUUUAAAAGUGAUUUUUAUUUUUUUCUCCUUUUAUGUGAGAUGUUAAUUAGAUUGAAAAGAUUUUUUUUUUUUUUUUUUUUUUGCUCUGCUGUUUACAAGAUGCGUAUUUUAGUGCAAACUUCAAGUUUAAUCUCUAGGUGACUUAUCAUGAAUGAAUAAAAGCAGUACUGUCGUUUUUUCAUUUCACAAUAAAAAAAAAAAAGCUGUCUGUG